Molecule: messenger RNA, 4357 nt
Organism: Mytilus trossulus (common blue mussel)
Lineage: Eukaryota; Metazoa; Mollusca; Bivalvia; Mytilida; Mytilidae
Product: fasciclin-1-like
Exons: 21
Coding region: 1175-4357 (1060 amino acids)
Source: RefSeq, a predicted model, not a curated record
UACUUAUUUUCUAAUGGAGAUCGCAAUUUAAAAAUGAGUAUUCUUAAUGAUAUUCAAUCGGAUUAAAAGUGAGGGCUGAUUUCCGUUCGAUUUGAAAUUACAACACAAUUCGUGAUUAUUUUUUUUUGAAAGACACGAAAAGAACAAACUUCAAUCCGAUGACCACAUAUGUAUUAUUUUAACUAUUUUAAGUGUCUAUCAAAAUCCAAUAUCCGGGCCUUUUAGUCGUAACACUAUACAAUACGAAAAUACGUUUCAAGUUGUAUAUUUAUCUGAGAUUUUAUCGAGACAAUUUAUUAACUAAGUCUAUUGUUGACAACCUUACAUUCCUCAUUCGUCAGCGUGAACAAUCUAUAUAAGUAAAAAGGACUAUGAUUAGUAGAUUGUAUACUAUUACAGCUACUAAUAAGAGCUUUGUUGAACAAGAAACAAUAUAUCUAUAGUUAAUGUGCAAUCGCAUCUUUAUACUUGCAUAGAUUUUUACUAACUGAAGCAUAUACGGAAGGUAAAAACUUCAGCUAUUUAUUAAGUAAAUAGUACAAAUUCGGUCGUUAAAGUUUCUUUGACACCUGUAAUAAAUAAGAAAAUGAAAUAUUUCUACACUUAUAAAGUACUUUUAUGUGUGUUUGUUUAAAGGGACUCAGAAAAAGAGAGAUGUAUAUUUCGUUAUCGUGGAUUUUCAAUGAUGGAUUAAUGCUUUAUAAAUAUACCAUUCAAUAAGACUCAUACGCAUCGGAAUUAAUAAGAUAAAAACUAUUGAGAGUGCAUAGCUUUCGACGGGAAUAAAUAGACAACACUAAGUAUUUUGUUCAUGUAGAUUAGAUAUAUGGAGUAAAAUAUUUAUUUGUUUAGGAGUGGUGUGAAAAUUAAGUUGUAUACUACUGGGAAUAAAUCUUCCAUUCAUAAAACGCAUGUUAAAAAAAUCGAUGACUUUUGUGAAUGGGAGAAGACGACAAUUAACACACGAACUGAUAAAUUAUUAACUUGACCUGUUUGUAUUUGUUAUGGUCCAUUGCAACUCGAAAUUGUUGUCCAUGAAAGGAGUAUUAUUUCCUCAAUUCACAAGGGAAAACCACCUCCGUAAAAUGUGAAUAAUUGAAAAUAAACAAUCAAGUGUAGGAUUACAUUCUACUUAUUAUUAGAAAAAAGUGUUUAUUCAGCUAUUAUAAACAAAAUGAGGAUCUUUGUGAAAUAUGCACUAUUAGGAAUUUUGUUAAAUUUCAAUGGAGUAUUGCUGGACAAUUUAUACACGAAGUCUAAAACAGUCGUUGAACUGAUAUCGGAAACUAAUAGAUUACGACAGGUAUCAACUAUGAUAGAAGAUACUGGAUUGUCCUUAUUCUUUGAGCAGAGCCAUAUUACUGCUUUCAUACCCACAACAGAAGCUCUAUUGACGUUUGAUGAGAAGAAGUACGGGUACGACCUGACAGACAGAGAAACAGUCAGAUCUCUUCUGCUAUACCACAUGGUUAAAGGGACGUAUCUAGACAGUGAAUUACCAGCAGCCAAAGAAGCGAGAUCACUUCAUCCUUCCGGUUAUAAACUUUAUUUCAACCAGUUCACAGAAGGCAGUGAAAAGAUAUUUACUGUAAAUGGCGCAGUUUUGAUAACUUCUAAUAUCACAGCUAGUAAUGGUGUUCUGCACAUCAUUGACAGAGUUAUGGCCCCUAUCGCAAGUGCAAAAACAGUACAUGACUACAUUUUAUACCCUGAAAUACACAGUUAUUCUUUUUCAUCUAUAAAUAAUGCCUCCAUAGUCGACUUGGACUUACGACAGUGGACAACAGAUACAAACCGGAAGUUUACAGUAUUUUUACCAAAUGAUGGUCAUUUAGUCUCUAUGCCCAAAUACGGACAGGACAGAUUGUUCACGGACUGGUACCUUAUUCGAAAGAUAUACCAUGCACAUACAGUCCUAGAUACAUUUUCCUUCAUACCAUCAAAGGGUGAAAUUCCAAAACUGACCUCUAUGCAGGGUGAUAUUACCUUCCACAGGGAGAAUAAUAGAGUAUAUAUAAAGAGUAACAGAGUAAAAGCUUUGGUCAUCCAAGCUAAUGUACCCACUGUUAAUGGUAUAAUCCAUGUUAUAGACAAUCUACUCUACUUUAUAUACAUGAAUAUUGUGCAGACAAUACAGAAACUACCUAAUACUCAGACAUUCAAAUUAUAUUUAGAAAGACACUCGCAAGUGAGGUCGUAUCUUGGAAGUCUUAACGGAACAAAGACAGUGUUUGUACCAACUGAUACAGCCUUUGCUAAACUACCAUCUAAUAAGCAACAACAGUUUACCAAUGAUCUUACCUACUUGUCACAGAUUUUGAACAACCAUAUUCUGAGUUCAGAGGUAGAUGAAACAUCUUUGGUUGAUGGACAAACAUUCACAACACUGUCCAACAAGACAAUAACAGUUAUUAGAAAAGAUAAAACCUUUUAUUUGGAAACCGAAGAUAUGCAAAUUCAGGUGGAAGAAACAGAUAUUGGUUGUACGAAUGGUAUUAUCCACUUAAUUGAUAAUGUUAUACUCAGGAAAGAUUAUACGGUGUGGGAUGCAAUCACAGGCAAUGAUCAGUUGAUAAAAAUGAAAAGUUUUAUGCAGAAAUAUAACGAUUUACCAGCGUUAAUGAACAAUGCUGGGGUUCAUGUCACAGUAUUCUUACCAUUUGAUUACGUCAUGGAUGACAUUCCAGGAUCUACACUGAGUAGUUUUUCUACAAAUCCGGAUCUAUUAUAUGAUGCUUUGAGUGGACACAUUAUACUUGGUCAUACAUUAGCCACGUUUAACAUGAGUAGCAAAGAAACAUUUAAUACAUAUGGAGGACACCAACUGACUACAGUGUAUUCUAAAGAAGAGAUAUCAGUGACUGGGAGUUACAUAACAGCUGGAGUAAUUGUUAGAGAUAUACUAUGUUCUAAUGGAGUUAUUCACAUAAUUGACAAUUUGAUGCAUGUGGCAACAAGAAACAUCUUGGAUGAAAUGAAAAGACACAAAGAAAUAAGUGUUGUAUCAUCAUUCAUUGGACUUUACACAAUGCAAAUGCUUCAAAAUCUUCUUUCUGAUAAAGAUGAAGAUAUAACUAUUUUUGUACCUGUCAAUGAUGCCUUCAAUGACAUACCAAGGUCUCGUGCUGAUAAACUUCUGAUGGAUAGUCUUCUUUUAGAAAGGAUUCUCCAAGCUCAUGUUGUAACAUCAGGAAGUCAUUUAGUUGAACAAUUAUAUGCUAAACAAAAUCUUAUAUCCGUCGAAGACACAAUUUACAUAAGAAAGUCGAACAAUACAGUGGGUUUAGUUAGUAAUAAUGUCCAUUCAAGGAUAACCACAAGUAACGUAAUGGCUACUAACGGUGUUAUACACAUGGUGGACAGAUUACUUUAUUACCCAUAUUUUACGGUAGCAGAAACUAUGUCAAAAGAUGAAAGACUAAUACCGUUCUUUGAUAUGAUGUUUGAAAAUGAAGACUUUCAAGAUUUGUCUGACGCAUCUGAUGAAGAUAUGACAGUUUUUGUGCCAUCUCCUUCAUCACUAGCAAAUAUAACUACAAACCCGUCAAUUUUAACACAGCUGUACCUUGGUCAUGUCCUGCCAGGAUUAAAAAUUGACGAGAAGUAUCUAAAUAAACAAAAAUCUAAAAGUGCUGUUAACGUGACAGAAAACAACAUUACAUUUUCAAUGACGAAUCAAACAAUAGGUUAUUCUAUUGAUGUUGGUUACAGUAACCUUCGUUAUUAUUUCAAUAUAAUAUCAGACGGUAUUGCCUGUAGUAAUGGGAUAGUGUAUAUGAUAGAUGGGCUGCUGAACUUUAAUAACAAAACUUUGAUUCAGGAAAUACAAAGUGAUAGCAGUUACUUACAUGCCUUUAACUACAUGUUGCGGUUUUGGCCAUCUGAUAGUGGUGACAAACUUCGACAACCUGAUAGAAAUUUUACAAUAUUUCUGCCGGCAGCCUUUGUUGUUGACAGUCUUUCUAAAGCAGCAGUUGACUUUUUAGAUAGUAUUACAGAACAAGAGAAAGAGGAGUUCUACGCACGACAUGUAAUAGAAGAACAUGUGCUAAUAGUAAAAGAUAUAUCACAGGGAUGGACAAUGAAAAAUAAUGUUACUGCUGAAUAUAUUGACAAUGAAAUGUCUCUAAAUUGGAAUAAUACUCAUUCAAGAAUAUUACAUGCUAAUGUUUUAUCAUCCAAUGGACUUAUACAUAUAAUAGAUAAACUAUUCAUAGACUUACCUGAAACGCCAACAACAGUCUCGCCAAAAGGAACAACUAAGAAAUCUUCACAUACGAACUGUUCGGAAUCUGUUUUAAUUUUUCAUUCAUUUUAUGCAAUAAUUUUGACUAUAUUUGUGAUUUUAUUAACAUAG